CCACUAUCACCACACACAGAGGGCUUCCUGACCACAUGUUCGUUCGACUUCCUGACUGAGGAUGAGAACACCCUCACCUUCGUGGCCGGCGUAUUCUUCUUCUCCUACGUCUUGCCUGGGUUCUUCAUCGUGUACUUCUACAGCCAGAUCUUUGGGCACGUCAGCGCUUACGAGAAGUCCAUGAAAUCACAGGCCAAGAAGAUGAACGUGGAUAGCCUAAGAAGUGUCGGGAAUAAGGAGGAGCAGGAGAAGUCAGCAGAGAUCCGCAUUGCUAAGGUCUGCAUGGGUCUCUUCUUCAUGGACGCCUUAUGCUGUCGUCGCACUCAUUGGAGCCUUUGGUGACAGGUGAGAGAGAGAGAGAGAGCAUAAAAAUAUAUGCUAAUGAUUGAGGAUAACAUGGACGAAUAUUAUACGAAAAUAAUGAACAAUAAAGAUACAAAUGAUAAGAACAACAAAAGAGUUAAAAGAGAGACAAUGGUCG
Messenger RNA from Homarus americanus (American lobster), 481 nucleotides. Its product is annotated as opsin-3-like. Lineage: Eukaryota; Metazoa; Arthropoda; Malacostraca; Decapoda; Nephropidae. The annotation marks the transcript as partial. Gene Ontology annotation, molecular function: G protein-coupled receptor activity. Gene Ontology annotation, cellular component: membrane. Gene Ontology annotation, biological process: G protein-coupled receptor signaling pathway. The transcript has 2 exons. The record is from RefSeq and is a predicted model, not a curated record.